AUGGAGCAACAGGAAGAAGGGCAAAGGGAAGGCCAACGGUCGAAACAAGGGCGGGGGACAAAAGCCAAGGGAGUUUUGGUCGGAGGUGGGAAAAAGAGGAGACACUGGAAGAGGCGAGGAAGCCCGCGGGAGGAGCAAAAAGGACGCCACAAAGAAGAAGCACACAGACCAAAGAGAGGAAACACAGACACGGCAAGGCCAAGCAAAACAAACAAGGGGGAAAGAACAAAGGAACACACAGAGGCCAAAGGAGAAGGAGAAACAGCGGAGAGAAAGGACAGCAAAGCAGAGGCCGAAAAGAGGGAGAAACGAACAAAAAGAGGAACGGACGCAGAGGCGAAAACAGAGGCAGAGAACAAAGAGAGAAAACACAGAAAAACACAGAGAAAGCACAGGAGCACAGAGAGAAGAGCAAGAAACACGGGAAAGCAGGGGAGAGCAAAGGGGGCAGGCAAACAAAGGAGGGAAGGACAGAAACAGGAACACAGACGGCAGAAACGAGGAACACAGGAAAACAGGCAAGGGAAACAAAGGAGCAAAGAAAGCACGAAGGCACAGGGAGCAAAGGAAGGGGCAGGGCAGAGGAGCGCACGGGAAAGAACACAGGCAAAGACACAAAGAAAGGCCGAACACAGAGGGCAAGGGGAGCACAGAAAAAGGGCGAAGAAACAGAGGCAGAGAAACACAGAAAACAAGGGAGGCACGGAAAACAAGGGAGGGGAGCACAAGGAGCAAGGGAAAGAGAGAGAGGAAGGCCAGGGAGACGGAGCGCAGGGCGAGCAGGCCCAACGCGGGCCGGAAGGGAGAAAAGCGCGGGGCGCAGAAAGGCGGCGGGAGAAGAGCAGCAACGGGGGGCCGGAGGGAGAGAGGCGAGCGGCAGAGGGGCGGGGCAACGGGAGCCCGGAGGAAAGGAGGGCGAAGGGCGAGAGGGGGGGCGGGAGGGAAGCACCGGAGGGGGAGGGAGAGCGAGGGCACGAGGAGGAGCACAAGAAAGACGAACGGCAGCACAAGGAACGCCGGAAGCCG
This is a messenger RNA of Ipomoea nil (Japanese morning glory), 1026 nucleotides long. RefSeq names its product octapeptide-repeat protein T2-like. The record is from RefSeq and is a predicted model, not a curated record. The annotation marks the transcript as partial. Lineage: Eukaryota; Viridiplantae; Streptophyta; Magnoliopsida; Solanales; Convolvulaceae. The transcript is spliced from 2 exons.